Engraulis encrasicolus (European anchovy) is the source of this 2087-nucleotide messenger RNA. It is a transcript of the gene eif2b4, whose product is annotated as eukaryotic translation initiation factor 2B, subunit 4 delta. NCBI's taxonomy places the organism in Eukaryota, Metazoa, Chordata, Actinopteri, Clupeiformes, Engraulidae. The record is from RefSeq and is a predicted model, not a curated record. The transcript is spliced from 13 exons. The coding region runs from base 51 to 1763 and encodes 570 amino acids.
CCAAAUGUUGUCAGUCUUGCUCGUCGUAGUGUACUGGGGUUGAGAGAAAUAUGGCUGACGCUAAGGAGAAAGAAGAAUCGAAGCAGGCUGAAAGCAUCCUUCACACUGAAGGUGGAGGUGAAACGAACAAUGACGACAUAUUACGUGCUAAACAAGAGGGGAGGGAGCUGACCAAAGAAGAGAAACAACGUCUGAGGAAAGAGAAAAAACAACAGAAGAAACAGAAAGGUGGAAAGGAAGACAAGACUGCAUCUGAACAUGAACAAGGGAAAGGAAAGAAACAGGUUGCCUCGCCUGAGUCACAGAAGGCAACGCGGCCUCCUACACAAAAAGCUUCUGUCACUGUGCCUUCACCCAUGCCUUCACCUGUAGAGGCCCCAGCUCCACCCUCGGCCCCAGCCUCCAAACCCGCAGCUUCCACCACGGCUCCAUCGCCCGAGUCCGCGGCUGCCCCCUCAGAGAAGCCAGCAAAGACCAAAGCUGAGAUGAAGGCAGAGAGGCGCGCCAGGCAGGAGGCCGAGCGGGCGUCCAAAGCCAAGAAGGGAGAGCCGGGCCAGCCGUCCACCUCCGGCAAGAGCAAGACCGUCGCCAAUGAGCUACAGCCAGUGGUGAAGAGGUUACCAGAACAUGUCCAAGUCGAUGACCCAGCAGCUAUUAGAAAGCUGGCCAAGAAGCUGGAAAGGCAACAGAUCCCUCUCAGGUCGGAUUAUGGCUACAAAGUCAGCCUCUUCUCUCACCUGCACCAGUACAGCCGGAAAGCCCCACUCACGCAGCAAAUCAGCAUUCCCUCCACGGUAAUCCACCCCUCUAUUGUGCGGCUGGGUCUGCAGUACUCCCAGGGCAUUGUUGCUGGAUCCAACGCUCGCUCGGUCGCACUUCUGCAUGCUUUUAAACAGGUGAUCCAAGACUACACUACACCUCAGCAUGAGGAGCUAUCCAGAGACUUGGUGAACAAGCUGAAACCUUACAUAAGUUUUCUAAACCAGUGUCGCCCCCUGUCAGCGAGCAUGGGUAAUGCCAUAAAGUACAUAAAGAAGGAGAUCUCCCAUAUCCCCAGCCAAUGUAAAGAGGAGGAGGCCAAGACAAAAUUGGUGGAGUGCAUAGAUGCUUACAUUAAUGAGAAGAUCAUACUGGCAGCUAAGGUCAUCUCUGAGUACGCUAUUGAGAAGAUCAGUGAUGGGGACAUUAUUCUCAUUUAUGGAUGCUCUUCACUAGUCAACCAUAUCCUGUGCGAGGCGCUGGAGAAGAAGAGAAAGUUCCGGGUGGUGGUGGUGGACAGUCGGCCGCGACUGGAGGGCAGAGAGGCUGUCAGGCGCCUGGUGAAGAGAGGCAUCAGCUGUACCUACGUGCUCAUCUCCGCCGUCUCCUACAUUCUACAGGAGGUUUCUAAAGUCUUUCUAGGUGCCCAUGCGUUACUGGCCAACGGCUACGUGAUGUCGAGAGUGGGCACGUCUCAGAUAGCGCUGGUGGCCAAGGCGUACAACGUGCCAGUGCUGGUGUGCUGCGAGACCUACAAGUUCUGCGAACGAGUGCAGACGGACUCCUUCGUCUCCAACGAACUGGACGACCCUGAUGACCUCAUUGUGACCCGGAAGGGAAAGACUCAGCUACAGGACUGGCAAAAUGUGAAAUCUCUGGGGCUGCUCAACCUUGUGUACGAUGUAACGCCGCCGGACCUUGUGGAUUUGGUCAUCACGGACCUGGGCAUGAUCCCCUGUACUUCGGUACCGGUGGUUCUACGAGUUAAGAACGUUGACCAGUAAUGAUCAGGAGAAACUCCCAGAUGGCUAAGCCUAGCAGCCGGUUGUGCCAAGGCAGAAGCAUGACAUGAAUAUAUUAUAUAUAUAAAUAUGAAUAUAUCAGAAAAAAAGAAACACUGCUUUGGUUUAUUUUGUUUUGUGUGUGUGCGUGCGUGCGUGCGUGUGUGCUGGACAGAAUAAAUCAGAUGAAAGAGGAGAUUGUGUGUGUGUGUGUGUGUGUGUGUGUGAGAGGGAGUGUGUGUGUGUGUGUGUGAGAGACAGAAACUCAAUACAAAAAAGGGCACUUUUUCAAUGGAGACAGGGAAGAACACAUCCAUGUACACAAUA